CCUCCUCGUACGCUUGUACUCCCCUAGCGCUCCGGCAUUCAUCGAUGUUCAUCUCUACUACCACUGCCGUCCACGUUACAACGAGAUCGAGUGGCGGUACUCUCUUGGGUACAAGGUCGAUAACAAUCCUUCUUCUCGACCGGCGAAUCCUCUAGCCAUGUCCAUGGAGCUUUCGGGUAUGGACAUGAAGGAUGCACACAGAUAUAAUCAUUGGCAGUCAAUCAGCUGGGGUAUGUAUGAUGAUCUGGAUGGUGAUAAUUCUGGCCCAAAGUGGAAAAGGAUAGAAGAUGGUCAAUUUGAAUUAUCAGAGGGAGACGUCUUGGGUAUCUAUCAGACCCUGUUCGGAAAGCCAAUAGAGGAUGCGAAAGAUGAAGAGGGGGUGAUUAAGCGCAGGCGUAAACUAGUGAACACAGUACGCUUGCUCUUUGCCGUUGUUGGCAUUGGCUAUCACAUUGCAUGUGUCGAUGAGGAGAAAGACUGCGAGAGCGGAUACAGGUAUGGGGGCCCUGGAGGUAUGGGAUACAUGUUGGAAGGACUGUCUGAUACGUGGAUCGCUCGUGGAGUUCGCAGAGCCUGUGGUUUCCAGCUAACUAAGGAUCCGGAGCAGGCACUAAGUGGGACACAAGAGCGGGCUGAAAUGGAGGCAGAUGACCCUUAUGAUAACGACGAAGAAUUUGGGGAAUAUAUUACCUACUACAGGUAGGGGCUGCUAUGGCGAAAAAAAACAUUCACAAUUGAUUAUCAAUUUAACAAGAGGUAUUAAAUUACUCAUUGCUGCAUGUAAAACAUUAUGGUCUAGGUAUUCAUGCACAGUUGGGCUGUCUGGCUUGCUGUGGGCGCCGAUAUAGAACACUGUCGUGUGCGCUCAUG
Serpula lacrymans var. lacrymans S7.9 is the source of this 870-nucleotide messenger RNA. RefSeq lists its product as uncharacterized. The transcript has a single exon. The coding region runs from base 158 to 703 and encodes 181 amino acids. NCBI's taxonomy places the organism in Eukaryota, Fungi, Basidiomycota, Agaricomycetes, Boletales, Serpulaceae. The record is from RefSeq and is a predicted model, not a curated record.